UAAUUGUGUGCUUUUCGAAAAUUUCUUCCUAAUGGUUUUUUUAUUUUAAGCCUCUUCGAAUUUGAAAGAUUUGGAGUUAACCAGUAGUGGAUUACAUCUGUUGCACGAGUAUCAGUUAUUGGUUUCAUCAUAUUAUAAGUUUUCUUUGUAUUGACGUUCUCUUUGAAUCAUGAAUGAAACGAAUCAGUCUGAGAACGAGAAAGAGCACGAGGAAUAUCAAUACUUGAAUAUAAUCAAAAAGGUGAUCAAAGAAGGGACAAGGAAAGAUGAUCGUACAGGCGUAGGCACGCUAUCAAUUUUUGGGACGCAAAUGCGGUUUACUUUACGAGACAACGUGUUUCCAUUACUAACUACAAAACGAGUGUUUUGGAAGGGUGUGCUGGAGGAGUUGCUAUGGUUUAUCAGAGGUUCAACAAACGCCAAGGAAUUGACUGAAAAAAAUGUUCACAUAUGGGAUGCGAACAGCUCACGUAACUUCCUGGACUCCUCUGGCUUUACAGACAGAGAGGAAGGAGAUCUGGGACCUGUCUAUGGUUUUCAAUGGAGACAUUUUGGUGCGGAAUACAAAGAUAUGCAUACAGAUUAUAGUGGACAAGGCAUAGAUCAAUUGGAACAGGUAAUAGAUAAGAUACGGCAUUCCCCGAAUGAUAGAAGGAUUAUAAUGACAGCAUGGAACCCAGUUGACAUACCAAAAAUGGCUCUGCCUCCUUGCCAUUGUUUCGUUCAAUUCUAUGUAAACAAUGGAGAAUUGUCGUGUCAACUUUAUCAAAGAAGCGCAGACAUGGGUCUUGGCGUACCGUUUAAUAUCGCGUCCUAUUCUUUGCUAACUUACAUGCUGGCACAUAUUACAAAUUUGAAGCCAGGUGAAUUUGUACAUACAAUGGGUGACUGUCACGUGUAUCUCAAUCACAUAUCCGCGCUUGAGGAGCAAAUAAAGCGUGUGCCAAAAUCAUUCCCAUGUUUAAAAAUCGUCAAGAACGUUGAAAAUAUAAAUGAUUUCACGGCAGAUGAUUUCGAACUGAUCGGAUACGUCCCACAUACAAAAAUCUCCAUGCCAAUGGCCGUUUAAAAACGGAGUGCGAACAAGCU
Messenger RNA from Frieseomelitta varia, 1089 nucleotides. It is a transcript of the gene Ts, whose product is annotated as thymidylate synthase. The coding region runs from base 170 to 1069 and encodes 299 amino acids. Gene Ontology annotation, biological process: dTMP biosynthetic process. The transcript has 4 exons. Lineage: Eukaryota; Metazoa; Arthropoda; Insecta; Hymenoptera; Apidae. The record is from RefSeq and is a predicted model, not a curated record. Gene Ontology annotation, cellular component: mitochondrion; cytosol. Gene Ontology annotation, molecular function: thymidylate synthase activity.